Molecule: messenger RNA, 1824 nt
Organism: Humulus lupulus (European hop)
Lineage: Eukaryota; Viridiplantae; Streptophyta; Magnoliopsida; Rosales; Cannabaceae
Product: F-box protein At5g03100-like
Exons: 3
Coding region: 226-1662 (478 amino acids)
Molecular function (GO): protein binding
Source: RefSeq, a predicted model, not a curated record
AGCAGCAGAACAAGUCUAACUUUUCUUCUUCCUUUUCUUCAACCUGUUUCCCUCUCAGAACUCUCUCCCAGAUUCUUCUAAUCCUAUCUUUCCUGAGUAAAAUCCCACUCUACUCACCAAAUCACUUCCUCUUUUCGCAAAAAUUCUGGUUUGGUCGAAGAAACACAAAAUUCUGCAGCUUCCACAAGUGAGUCCACAAUCCAUUUUGGGUUGUUUUUAACUCUCAUGGCGAAAAAAAGAGUUAAAAUGACAUCGUCAAUGGCUGAGGAGGAAGAUGGAUUUUCGAAACUACCUGAUGCAAUCAUCCUAUACAUACUGUCGUUGCUCCCCACUGUGGAUGUCGUUCGGAUAUGCCUCCUUUCAAAGCGUUUGAAGCCCAUGUGGUAUUUAGUCCCCACACUCUCUUUCUCCGAUGCUACUACUGAUUUUCAAUCAUUACAGGAUGUAGAGAAUUUCUACAAGUAUGUCGACGCUUAUUUGGGGCACCGCAGGAGAGGUAUGGAUUUUAUGGUGGAUUCAGAUAUAACUAGUUUUAAGCUCCAGAUGAAGAAUUCCUAUCAUACUAGCAAAUCCACUCGCCUAGAUAAAUGGUUAGAUUUUUUAGUUGAGAAUAGAGUCAAGGAAAUAAAUAUUCAAUUGGGUUUUGCCUUUGAUCGUGCUUUGAGCUGUUACCGCUUACCUAUAUCAGUACUCAAUGCAAGAGAUUUGACUGUUUUGGAAUUGGAUAGGUUAGAUUUGAACACUGCUUAUUCAAUUAGACUUCCAGCAUUGAAAACUUUGUCAUUGAAAAAUGAUUACUUUGAAGAUAACUUAAAGGAUGAUGCAGUAUUUAAGUUAUUGUUGGGUUGCCCGUCUCUUGAGAAAUUGUUGUUGAGUAUGUGUGAUAACUUAACUCCUCUUGGUAAUCCGCUCCGUUUGCAAAGUUUAAGCCUCAAGUGGCUGAAAAUUAAAUAUCUUGGCUUUGUACCACCUCUCCAAGUUGAAGCCAUAAAUCUUGAAUAUUUGGUAGUAAAUGGAUUUAUCUUGGAAGACACAAAUCUUUCUGCAUGCAAGGCAAUUAGAAGUCUCUCACUAACUUUUGAUCACUGUAAUGAAGAAUACCCGUCUAUAUCAUUAGAGUAUCUCAUUUCAACCCUUCCACACCUUGAGAAUUUGACUUUGAAGGACUGUUUUAAAGUGAAGUUAGAGCAGAUUAAAAUCUCGAAUCAACAGUUGACAAGUUUCACUUUGAAGAAUAGGUGUAUUAAAUAUGAUUUUGGAAUGAAUGUUAUAAUCGAAUCAGCUCCAAAAUUAGCAUCCUUUUGUUAUGAAGGCAAUACCAACUUUAGCAUAUCAAUGAAGUCUUCUAAUUUGUUGAAUGGAAAGUUCGUGAUUCAUAAUGUGCAUGAGAACUAUGACGCAAAUGGGUUUUUUUGUAUGAUGAAUUUUCUUCUGAAUUUGAAUUGCUCUUGGAAUAUUGUAACCCUGCAUGUUCCUACAGAUAAGGUUUUCAUCAUGCCUGAAUAUUUGAAGAGGAUCUGUCAUCCUUCCUUGCUUAAAUGGAAACAUCUAAGAGUUAUGAUUGAUUGUAAGUCAGAGAUAGUGUCAAACUUGAAAGAUGCCUUGCUGCGGAUUUCACCAUCUUUAGAAACAUUAUGUAUUAAUGAAAAGGACAUGUUUUAACUGUAACUACUUAUUAUGAGCAGGAGUAAUGAUCUUUUAUUUGGUUUUUUUUUUUGCUAAUUGUUACUUUAGUCCUUUUGAGACUGUAUUUACUUCAUCAGUGGGAGCUUGUGAAUGAGUAGAUAUGAUAUUUAUUAAUCUUAUUGAUUUAAUUUCCUCUCU